UUUUUGGUGGGUUUUUUUGUUUGUUUGUUUGUUUUUUGGUAGUUUGGAGCUCUUCGCUGAAGUAUCUUUCAUCCCUUUAUUCCUCUCCUCUUCCUAUUGCUGUUCUCCACUCCCUUCCUCUCUCUCAGCGGCAGGGACUUGCCCUCUCCGAGAGUGGGGGUGGGAGGAAGCAGGGGAUGGCAGCAGAGCGGGGAGCGGGAGCCGGAGAACGCCCGGAUCCGGCUUUGUUAUUGGUCGGCUGCUGCCUGGUGGAUCGACGAGGGAGGAGUGAACUCUUCAGUCUGUUCCGACGGAGCUGAAGUACAGAAACCAUAUUUACAGCUAUAAUGCAAGAUUCUGCAAUACGUAAUAAAACAUACCAAUGGAGGAGGUAGACGUGAACGGUUUUGAGGAGAGCACUGUAGUGCUCAUUUUACCACAUUCUACCACUAUACCACAGCCGUUAGCCCUGCUUCACAGGUACAUGUGACAGCAUUGCAGCUAUGAGAGGAAUUUUAAAGGGGAAGUUUGAAGAAAUUGGCAGCUCCUCACCCCGCUCCUCUGUGUGGGAAUCAGAUGAUGAAGUUUUUAGCUGUGACGGUGCUGACAGUGUUGAUAGUGUCAACCCGUCCACUUGUAAUCUUUUCACUGAGGAGAGAGAAAAGUCUUGGAGGAAAAAAUAAGGAGAUAGCAACAGACUGAAAACAUGUUUUCAGAAGCAUAGAGUCUUCAGGAAGAUACUGGAGUUCAUGAGAUCUCAAGGUACAUGUGACAGCGUUGCAGCUAUGAGUGGAAUUUUAAAGAGGAAGUUUGAAGAAGUUGACGGCUCCUCACCCUGCUCCUCCGUGCGGGAAUCAGACGAUGACGUUUCCAGCAGUGAAAGUGCUGACAGUGGGGACAGUGUCAAUCCGUCCACUUCUAAUCAUUUUCCCCCUUCCUCCAUCCUCAAAAGAGAGAAGCGGCUAAGGACUAAGAAUGUGCAUUUUAGUUGUGUCACCGUGUACUACUUCACCAGGAGGCAAGGCUUCACGAGCGUGCCCAGUCAAGGGGGCAGCACCUUGGGCAUGUCCAGCCGUCAUAACAGUGUGCGCCAGUACACUCUUGGUGAAUUUGCAAGAGAACAAGAGAGGCUCCACCGGGAGAUGCUGAGAGAACACCUCAGGGAGGAAAAGCUGAACUCUUUAAAACUAAAGAUGACCAAGAACGGCACAGUGGAAUCUGAAGAAGCGAGCACUCUUACCGUGGAUGACAUUUCGGAUGACGAUAUUGAUUUAGACAACACGGAGGUAGACGAGUACUUCUUUCUACAGCCCCUGCCGACGAAGAAAAGGAGAGCACUGCUGCGGGCCUCGGGGGUGAAAAAGAUUGAUGUGGAAGAAAAGCACGAGCUGCGCGCCAUCCGCCUGUCGAGAGAGGACUGUGGCUGCGACUGCCGAGUGUUCUGUGAUCCAGAAACGUGUACCUGCAGCCUGGCGGGCAUUAAGUGUCAGGUGGACCGAAUGUCUUUCCCUUGCGGCUGCACUAAAGAAGGAUGUAGUAACACAGCAGGUAGAAUUGAAUUUAAUCCGAUCCGUGUCCGGACUCACUUUUUGCACACAAUCAUGAAACUUGAACUGGAGAAAAACCGGGAGCAGCAGAUCCCCACGCUGAACGGCUGCCACGGUGAGAUAAGCGCUCACAGCAGCUCCAUGGGCCCCGUGGCGCACUCCGUGGAAUACUCCAUCGCAGACAAUUUCGAGAUCGAAACGGAGCCCCAGGCGGCGGUGCUGCACCUGCAGUCGGCCGAGGAGUUAGACUGCCAAGGGGAGGAGGAGGAGGAGGAGGAGGAGGACGGCAGCAGCUUCUGCAGCGGGGUCACGGAUUCCAGUACGCAGAGCUUGGCGCCCAGCGAGUCAGACGAGGAGGAGGAGGAGGAAGAGGAGGAGGAGGAAGAGGAGGAGGAGGAGGAGGACGACGAGGACGACGAGAAGGGGGACAGCUUCGUGGAAGGUUUGGGUCCCCAUGCGGAGGUCGUCCCUCUGCCCUCCGUCCUCUGUUAUUCCGACGGCACGGCCGUCCACGAGAGCCACGCGAAGAAUGCUUCUUUUUACGCCAACUCUUCGACUCUGUAUUACCAAAUCGAUAGCCACCUUCCGGGAACGCCUAGCCAGAUCUCCGAGAGCUACUCCGAGAGAGAUCCUGUGAAGAGCGGUACCCUCUCGCUGGUGCCUUACACCAUGACCCCGGAGCAGUUCGUGGACUACGCCCGCCAAGCGGAGGAGGCCUACGGCGCCUCCCACUACCCCGCUGCCAACCCCUCUGUCAUCGUCUGCUGCUCCUCUGCGGAAAACGACGGCGGCGUCCCCUGCAGUAGUUUAUACCCCGAGCACAGGUCCAGCCACCCUCCAGUGGAAUUCCACUCCUACUUGAAAGGCCCCUCCCAGGAAGGGUUUGUCUCCACGUUGAAUGGUGACAGUCGCAUUUCAGAGCACCCUGCGGAAAGUUCUUUGAGUCUGGCAGAAAAGAGCAGAUUGCACGAAGAAUGCAUCAAAUCACCCGUGGUUGAGACCGUCCCCGUGUAGUAGCCUAAAUGCUUCUGGGACCGCCUCUUCUCUCAUGGAAAGCACUGUAUUUCAUCGGAUUUCCUGGGCCCCGUGGUGGUUUAAACUGAGGACCAAGAAAACCCCCGGACUGUGGUGAAUCUUCCUGACUGUAUUUUGUUUUCUCCUUUCUAGCUGCGUGACUGUGGCAUUGCACAAAUACAGUCUCUAUGAGGAUUUUAAAAGAUUUCCGACUGUUUUGAUAGAAAAAUGCUAAUUAAAAAAAAAAAAAAGCCUAUCUCGCAGUUGCCUACCUGUCAAACUGUGUGAAACCUGUCAAGCUGUGUAGAUCAGAGCUCCAAGUUUUGGAUUAUCGGGCCUGUGCAAGAUUGUUAACUAAGACUGGGAAAGAGUAAGAUUUAGAGUCCUAAUUUUCGAUAAAUCUGAAGAUGACGGUG
Molecule: messenger RNA, 2956 nt
Organism: Neogale vison (American mink)
Lineage: Eukaryota; Metazoa; Chordata; Mammalia; Carnivora; Mustelidae
Gene: CSRNP3
Product: cysteine and serine rich nuclear protein 3
Exons: 9
Coding region: 729-2540 (603 amino acids)
Biological process (GO): regulation of transcription by RNA polymerase II
Cellular component (GO): nucleus
Molecular function (GO): DNA-binding transcription factor activity, RNA polymerase II-specific; sequence-specific DNA binding
Source: RefSeq, a predicted model, not a curated record